ACAAUAGACAAUUGAUGGCGACAACCGGAAGAUUUUUCGUCCGUCAUUUUUGAUCUAUAGAUUUUACAAAUUGCUAAUUUUUCGUAAAUAUUAUUUGAUUUUUGGUGCCUUUUGCCGUUAAAUACUUGCAGUUUAUUUGUAUCGCCUUGUAAUCGUCACACAUUUUUAUUGGAACUUUAAAAUGUCUGGAGAGCCCGAAGUUGCUCGUACUCCUGAGGAGGAGGAGACUGAGGAAGAAAUCAAAUCGACUUACAAACCUCCUCCGGAAAAGACGAUUGAGGAGAUCCUAGCUGCGGACCAGGAGGAUGAGUCGUUGAGGAAGUACAAAGAGGCAUUGCUGGGGCAGGCACAAAGUGGCACUGUUGUUGUUGAUGUCAACGACCCACGGAAGGUGAUAGUGAAGAAACUGGCCCUCUGUGUGGUCGACCGGGACGAUCUUGAGCUGGACCUGACUGGUGACCUGACCAACCUCAAGAAACAGGUGUUCGUGAUAAAAGAGGGUGUGCAGUACAGGAUAAGGAUCGACUUCAUCACUCAGCGCGAGAUCGUGCACGGGCUCAAAUACGUGCAGAAGACGUACCGGCUCGGAGUUCCAGUGGACAAGAUGACCCAUAUGGUCGGUUCGUACCCUCCCAAAACGGAGAUCCAAUCUUACACCACGCCCCCCGAAGACGCCCCAUCGGGUCUGAUGGCUCGCGGGGCCUAUACCGUCAACAGUCUCUUCACCGAUGACGACAAGAACGUUCACCUACAAUGGGAGUGGAGCUUCGAGAUCAAGAAGGAUUGGAAGGACUAAGCAGCGACGAUUGGAUUGGGCUCAGCAGUGCCAUAAGGUAUUGGGUUGGGAGUGCGGUUCGUGGAUUGGGUAGCCUUUUUUGGUCGGUUGUUAAGUAUUUUCGAUUGAAAACUGGUAAAUUAGCAGUUGAGUAUACAUUGAAAUGGUUGACUUUAAAAGAAUUGUGCAAAAAUGAAUUCUACCUCUCAUAAAGAACGCAAAGCUCAUUUUAUUUUUGCAAGUAGGCUUUUCAAAAACUCUUUUACACGUCCCAGUAUUAACCCUAUCACUGCUACGGGUCAAUAAAUGGGCCAGUGCUAACCGAUUGGCGUGUUCGUAUAAUGGUACUUUUAAAAGUACAUAACUACAACUCAGUGCCUUUUAGCCUCGGAAAUAAUGUACAUUUUCGUGUGUAGAAUUAACGCAUUGAACACACGCAAUAGCGUCGACUGAGCGACACCACUCGGUUAUCUAAAGUUAUCUUAAACACUCUUUUUUCGUCACAGCUAUGGUGUCAUGCUAGUAGUGUGACCACUGUUGCUUCCAAACCAUUAUGGUGAGAUGCUGCAUCGUGUCCAUGGGGCUUAAGAUCACGGGUCGUACACGUUGACAGUUUAAAUAUCUCUGACCGACAUGAAAAGGCUACCUGUGUAUUAUUGGAAAAUCAGUAUUAAAUCCUAUCAAAAAUAUGAUAUGGGUGACAAUAACCACAUUUUUAAACGGCACCGUUUUGAAGGUAAAGUGAAAUUACGUCAAAAUUUUGUACUAAUAUUAGUACACCAUAAGAACUGGCACUCCUAACACCUAGAUCAGAUUCGACAGUUGUUAACCUUCUCACGUUACAUGCCUAAGUUUGGAAGAUUCUUCAUCUACCCAUCAUUGGAUUUAUUUUAUGCUCACUUCAAAAUUGUCACAUGAAACAAAAUUGUACUGUAAAAAAUUCAAAAUAUUUCUACGAUAUUUUUAAAGGCAUGUAGCGUCUUGUGAUUAUUGAAAAUAUCAAGCGACUGUUAGGGACCCUGUCACAACUACUAUGUAGUUAUGUGACAUAAAAGUUACAUAAUAUAUUAGGUCCAAUCCAGUUUGAUAAUGUGUCGGGUGGCUGACUGAAAUCCGAUUGUAACUGACAUCUUAGACUUAAGACAUUACAGAACCACUACAAUUUAUUUUCAUUACUAUUUCUUUAGUAUCUAGAGUACCUACCUAAUAGUUGUUUGUAUAAAUCUAUACAAUAUAAAAUAUGUCACAUGAAAUUCAAUAUAGUGCUAAUCAAAGUAUUUACAAUGAUAACUAUUUUAAAUAUGUUUCUAUUUCAUAUGUAAGGUAGCAAUAUUACUUUUAAAGUGUUUAUGCGCUAGUGGUUAUACAAUCUAAAUGUUAGAAUGUAUAUUUCUAUAAUUUAGAAUAGGUUAUAGAUAACGGAUCGGUGUGCGGGAGUGAUUUGUACUACAUAGAGUACAUAGUAUAUAAAUUGAUAUUUCACACAGAAUUAUGUAUAAAAGUAAUCCUUUAGUAUUUCUUAUUGUAAUGGUGUUUUUAAUAAUAUUAUGUGUAAGCUUCCACUCGCCUUAUCUUAGCUUUUAAAAAACAUUAACAUAUUUACACUAUUCUGUGAAUCCUAAAGGCGCAGUUAAGCCAAGUGUCCCUUAAAAGUAGACCUUAGCUUUUAAGAUAUAAGAUAAUAUUCUCACCUCAGCAGGGCUACUCUGUAACGUAGUUUCGGAUCUAUCUGACCCUAUCGCUCUCGUCGACAUUUAGCUUUACGUGACAGGGAUAGAAUAUUCGAUUCGGAUGUUUUUGAUAGUAGCCUUGUUUCCAUAAAAA
Molecule: messenger RNA, 2599 nt
Organism: Ostrinia furnacalis (Asian corn borer)
Lineage: Eukaryota; Metazoa; Arthropoda; Insecta; Lepidoptera; Crambidae
Gene: RhoGDI
Product: rho GDP-dissociation inhibitor
Exons: 5
Coding region: 182-796 (204 amino acids)
Biological process (GO): Rho protein signal transduction
Cellular component (GO): cytoplasm; cytosol; membrane
Molecular function (GO): protein binding; Rho GDP-dissociation inhibitor activity
Source: RefSeq, a predicted model, not a curated record